Messenger RNA from Hypoxylon fragiforme, 2230 nucleotides. RefSeq names its product putative FRE ferric reductase-like transmembrane component. Gene Ontology annotation, biological process: iron ion transport; intracellular iron ion homeostasis; copper ion import. NCBI's taxonomy places the organism in Eukaryota, Fungi, Ascomycota, Sordariomycetes, Xylariales, Hypoxylaceae. Gene Ontology annotation, molecular function: ferric-chelate reductase activity. Gene Ontology annotation, cellular component: plasma membrane. Bases 177 to 1988 code for a protein of 603 amino acids. The record is from RefSeq and is a predicted model, not a curated record. The transcript is spliced from 6 exons.
GGGGUUCGUGCCAUUACAUAAAGGUCAGUAACCUGCAGGUUUCCCAAGAGUGAUGAGGCUUCUAAGGUUCUGCAUAGUUUGCUAAUGCUCCCCCGUUAGUUGAUAUCCGACCCAAGCCCUAUCCGCUCCCCCAUUGCGUAUCUAUCUAGGCACCCAACCUAGGGCGAUCAGGCAGUAUGGACCACAUGGCAAUGUCGGGAACUCCCUGGCUGGACCAGCCGGUGAUGCUUCACUCCUCCCGGGCCGACACUUGCAAGUUAAAUCCGGAGCAAUGCGCUUAUCGUAGCGGGCACUGGCGAUACUGGUAUGAGGCAGAUCAUGUCUACGCCUUGGGCACCAUAUAUCUUUUUGUUGCGAUCAUUGGAAUUUGUAUGCUUGGAUUUUGGGGUCAUCAGCUUGCUCCCAGAGCUAUCAAGGAAACGUCAUGGUGGCGGAGACUGGUGGCCGGGACGCGUUUCCUAUCCUACCGGCGUUACCAUAUUACUGCCAUUCAGUGGCGUAUUCCAUCUUUAGGCAUUAUUUUCAUUUUGACCGUGGGAGCCGUAUUCUUCCUAGCGAUGACUCUAGGUCCCCAGCCCUACUACUGGCCGAACACGAGCACAACCAGUUAUGGUAGCUCCCCACCUCUCGCAACCCGUACGGGUUGGAUGGCACUAGCAUGUCUGCCAUUUAUGAUCAUACUUCCAUCAAAGGCGAACAUGAUCGCUUCUAUAACCGGCGUAUCCCACGAAAGGCUAAUUAUAUUCCAUAAUUGGGUGGGGUGGGCUAUGUUUGUUUUGGCGCUUAUACAUACAUUCCCAUUUAUUGUUUUCCAUGUGUGGAAAGGUGACAUGGUUAAUUCAUGGAAUACAGGCGUUGUAUACUGGACAGGUGUCGUUGCCUUGAUCGCGCAGGCGUACCUUCAAGUCUUCUCUCUUCGCGCUAUUCGGGAUCGGUUUUACGAGUUCUUCAAGGCCACUCAUUAUGUAGCAGCUAUCGUAUUCGUAGUAUUCUUCUUCCUUCAUUGUGACUUUCGGUUGAGCUCUUGGGACUAUUUCAUCGCCACAGGCAUCCUUUACACACUCUCCUUACUCUAUUCCCAAAUUCGAACUUAUUUCGAAUUUGGGUUUUCACAUCGCGCCAGAUUUGAGAUGGUUUCAGAUUUGGCUCUGAAAGUGACGAUCCCAAUCGAAAGUACAUGGCAGCCAGGCCAGCACAUGUUCCUUCGCUUUGUUCACAUGGGCAUUCACACCUUUUCAGCCCAUCCGUUUACAAUAUGUAGUGUGCCGGUCGUAAGACGCAACGCCGGAAAAUCAAAACUUAUAUUUUUCGUACAUCCGAGAGGGGGGCUAACAACUCGCCUCGCUAAGGCAGCGGUGCAGCGACCCGAGUUUAGCGUUCCAGUCCUCCUAGAUGGGCCAUAUGGUGGGAUUCAGGGACGUCCACUAUACACUUAUGAUCAUGCCCUCAUAAUCGCGUGUGGCGCCGGAGCGGCCCUAUCAUUGCCCUUUGUGAUGGAGAAUCUACUUCGGUCAGCCUGGCAAGCAAAAACAGAUGGCAAAAUAGUCAUAAGUAAAGUUCAGGUUGUUAUCGCCACACGGGAUAUGCACCUAGUCCGAUGGUACGAGGAUGCGUUGCUGGAGUUCCUGCAAGAAAACGACAUGGAGAUCCCCCAAACCCUAGAUAUCUCGGUAUACCAAACUGGCCGACCUGAAUCCAAGAUCAAUAGCACAUCUAAGGAUCGUGAACUGUCCGAUGAGAAAACGAAUGAUAGAAGCCCAGUUGUUAAACGACUGCCGAUUAAUGUCUUUUCGGGUCGACCAGAUAUCUCAAUGCUCGUGAAGGAUGCGACUCUCCAACCCGGACUAUCUGUGGGAAUUGUCGCUUGUGGGCCCCGGGAAGUUCUAAAAACAGUGCAGGAUGAAGCAGCGGCGGCUCAAUUGAGAGUUGUAGGCUCGAAGCCCGGUGCACGCGAAGUAUACUUGCAUUCAGAAGUUUUCUCGUGGUAAUACACAAACAUAAAAGGUCUCUUUUGUCCAACUCGCCAGAGAAUCUCCCCGAGACAUUGGGAGGGCGGUUUAAGGAGUAGCCAAAAGGAGUAAAGGGGUAAAGGGGCAAAAAGAAAACAUGUUAUCUGUCAUAAGAACAUGGCGGUGCCUAGGUACAUAUGUAUGUAGUACGUCCGUAUUAACUUCCAACAGCGAAGAUGCAUAGCACAUAAGUAAGUUGCAGUACUUAUAGGAUUCGCGUC